AAUGUCGACCUGUUACUCAAUUUGUUUCUCUACUUGAAAGGGGUAUGAAAUAGAAAACGGAUAUUGCUAGAAAAAUGUGAAACGUCGGUUCAAAGAUUUUCGCGUGUGCUUUUGUGGAUUUUUAUUAAAAGAAACUAGGAAUUAGAUUUAACUGAAUCUACACUAUCACAUUUAAGAAAAAACGUAGGUCGCAACUAUCAAUCGAUUCUUGUGAAAUGAUACAAUAAUUAUAUUUUUUUUGUUGAUUGAGUUUUAGGUUUUUUCGAAAAAUGCAAAAUUUUGUAGUGACUUGAUACCGCGAUGAAAUACACAAUGUUUUUCCAUAAAAGUUAUGCUAAGUUCGAAUUUGAAAGUCAGUCGCGGCGGAAUUUGCCAAAAGUACAAAAAAGAAGGCCAUUUCCGGUGCAAAAAAGGGGAGGCUGAUUUAACCCAUCUGAUAGGUACCGAAAGAAUAGUCAUGGCAGCAGUUAGACAUUUACUGGUAGACAUAGAAAAGCGGAAUUCUGUCAGUAUUUUUUGCCGCAAGUGUAUGGCAGAAUGGACUUAGGUAUCUUAUAUCUUCAUACAGGUAAUAAAAGAUGUUUAGGUACCUUAUUAUUAUUAAACAACAACUAUUAACACUUAUUGGAUGUAUCAUUCCUCCAUUCAAGAUGAAUUUGACGAUAUCUCAUACUCAUAUCAAUACCCUCAAGAGGGAAGUUAUACCACGUGAUUAUCCAACAUUGUGAAAACUUUUUCCACUUCGAAAUAUUUUUCAUUCUGCAUGGUUUUUAGUAUGUUAUUAACACAAUGAAAAAUUAGGUGUAAGUAUAGGUUUUCCUUUUUUUUCAAAAUUUGCAAAACAAACACAAUUUUUUUUUUCAAAAAAGUGAUACAGAAACCUAGAAUAUAUUAUGCUGAAGCGAUCGACAUCAAAAUCAAAGUGAUUUGAUAAGAUUUGGUUAGUUUUCUGCCGAAAUGGAAUUUCAUAGAAAAAAUAACGUUAUUUCGCUAUAUUCGAAAAGCUAUUCUUUCCACUUAAACAGCAAAUGCAAAGCAAAUGCAAGUCUGAACAGCAUGUCAACGACAUAACAUAAUAUUUCCCAACAUUCAUCUCCAUUUCCGCUUCAACCGUACCAACAACCAAUAGAAAUUGAUUUAUCUACCUUGCACUUGCCUUGCACACUCACGGCAGAGGCAGAAGCUAGGAAAAAUAACUUAAUGCGGAAAUAGAAUUCACUCAGCUCGAGCCGAGUUCCGGGCAUAAAUUCUGCGACUAUAAUUCAUGCUUUAAAGUCUUGAUUUUAGACCUUUCAAUAUACAGUGAAAGAUAAGAUAAGAAUCCUGACAUCUUGCAAUAAGGCUUCGUAACGCCUUCUUAGAGAGAUUAGAUAGAGUACUCUCGAUCCACCUUUCUAUUGAAUUUAUUCGUUACACUGAAGUGUUCCUUUUCUAACCUUUUCCAUCACGUAACAAGUGUACCACAGGUUACCAAAAUAAUGCCAAUUAGCACGUAAGGUUUAGCUGUUAGUGCUUAUUGAUUGAAAUAAAUAAAUGAAAAUAAUUAAUCCCUUACUUUGCCUUCAAAAUAAGAAGAAACUUGUAAUUUGCGCAGAGCACGAACAAUAUUUGAACAGUGGAACAUUGUUAGGCUUGUUUCCAUAGGUAGAACUUUUGGCUCGAAGUGUCCUCUCUUUAUUAAUAUCGUCAUUGUCAUGCCCAAAAGGGGGCGUAUCAAGGAAAAGACAUGGCGCGUCGCACGAAAUUGUGACGGAAGAUUUGGCGAUCGCGCGGGUUUUAACAUUUUACCUGAACGUAUAUCAUAUAAACAAUAGGUAACUUUGAAAUUAUAUUUUUAGUAUAGUAAUAAAUUACUGUGCUAGGUAUGUAGGGUAUAUAACGUUAGAAAAUGAAUGAAAAUUAGUGAUUUCUUUCUGUCGAAUCAACAUUUAAUAUUUUAAGGUUAGAGUCUGCUCUUGCAAAUAUAGUCUGGUUUACGCGUGUUUUUUAUGGUAUUUGCCUUUGUAAAAACGUGAAAAAAUCCAAUAUAAAAACUACAAUUUUGCUUUAGCCCUCCUUUUAACUUUCAAUUCCACUUUUGCCUGAAAAUUAAAUCCCCAAAGGAUGCGCUGUUUCGCCUCAUUUCCGGAAAGCGAACGGCGAAGCGAAGCCUUUCCAUAGACAUGUGUACUUAGAAGUAGACGCGUCGCGACCUGCCCCACGGCGCGGCCGCGUGCCCUACCGGGCCCCUCCACGUGGCUUCACUGACCCAAUUCAACAGCCCUCGAGUUUCCCAUAACGUUAUGCGAAACUUGAGGAGGUACUGGUUAAUCAAUUCGAGGGUUGUGUCUUGUUUCCUUUGCGCGGAGUUUCACAUUAAAUGUACCUAGGGGAUAGCGUGUGAAGUUUAUAGUUUGUUAGGCUUAGAUCGCACUGCGAUUAAUUUCUUCCGGUUACGAAAAAAGUGUAACGUGCCUAUGACAUGCAUCAUAAGCGCGCGCACUUGCGAUUGCACAGAAAGUAAUCACAGUGCGUUCUAAGCCUUAAAUAUCGUUUGCGUCUUUAUUUUAAUGGCAAAGAUACUUCGUUUAUCUUCUCUUCAAGCAUCGUGAAGUUUUCGCGUAGAAGCGUAUUCCAUUAUUAACCACGUUUUGAUGUCAACACCACUAUCAUUCGUACUUUGACUGCCACAAGGUUAAUGUGGGACACCUUUUGAACGCCAAGAACACCUAAAGGCGUCGUUACUAGUCGUGCCCACCGCGCCAAGGAAACUUAGGUGUUUUCGAGUAAUAAGCGCGCUUGCGACCGGGAGCUUGGCGUUUGAGUCAUGUUUGUGUUUAUAACACAAAGCGAUUAUAUAUAUAUGCUCCUGACCGUUUUCGGCCACGGCGACUGCUUCUACUCCUUUUUUGGCGUUCAUGUGCUCUCGUGUGGCUGACGUAGCCGAUCUUGUUGGCAAAGACCCGUGCGCACAACGGGCACGAGAGGACACCAUCAAGGUUAAGGAAUACAUAAGGGGAAAAAUUUGAUGUUACUUACUAGCUACGGCAGCAAACAAAUAUCGUGCGAGAGAGUUACUUAGCGUGGCUUGCACCACGCUCAAUUGACCUACCAGUGGCCAGUGUUUGUUAUAAUAAUAAACAUAAUAUUGCAUUAUAAAAUAUAAUAUUGCGUAAUAUACGAAGAAAUUCACUAUGAAUUUUACAAGCUUCAUUGUUCCACCUGCCCCUAUGGUUGUUUGUAAUAUUUAACAUGUUGUAGGUAUCAUUAAUUUGGCCUACGUUUCGGUUUCCGAAUUUAAGCUAAACCGACAAUAAAACAGUCUGCGACAAUAGCUUGUGUUAAAAAUGUUACGCGAAUUAUAAUGAUGUAACAAACGAUACCUAAAUAUGUUUAAUAAUUUACCGAAAAGUUACUAAACUCGCAGGUUAAACUUAAUAUAGUUAUAUAUUUAUUUCCACUUCAACAUUUUGCAUAGUUACGCCGUAGCCACGAUUUUCGAGUAACAUUUUGUAACAGCCAAUGUGGGAGCAGCAUUACUAACAAUAGCUAGUUUUUAUGGAAAUUGAUUUUAUUUUACGGUACCUGCCUACUGGAUACUUAUCGUGUUUCAAUGUUCGCGUGUUUUUAUUUGAUAUUUGUAAGUGUUAUUAAAUUGGUAUCGUUUAUAAUGUGGAAAUGUGGUUUUGGCUGCUCUUACUUUUGCCUAAAAUAAAUUACGCUAACGAUCAAGAUUGCGCGAACAUUGCUUGUGACCAUAAUAAUGUAAACGUGUGUGGUGCCCGUACUGGCGGGUCUAAGGAAGUUUCUUUUAGACUGUUCGAGGACAAAUGUGCGUUGCAGAAAUUUGAGUGUCAAACGGGAAAGAAAGGUUUUAGAUCUAUCAGCAUGGAGUACUGCAACCAAGCUUUAUCGCUGGACGCCAGACGAAAUAGCAACUUAAUGCAAAAUAUUACUACUGAGGAACAGGAAUCACAAAUCGAAGACACUUCUUUGAGUACAAAUACAGCAUUAGAUAUAACGGCCACAACUGAUAUUUCUGAACAUUCGACUUGUAUUCAAUGUGAUUGUACUGUUAAAUCCGAAGCUGUUUGUGCAAUAAGAGCGGAAGGAUCACGGUUCAUUAUCAAAUGGUUUCAUGACAAAUGUCAUAUGUUUCAGUACAAUUGUGAGAAUAAUGUCAAUUUUACCGAAACCGAUGACUACAUUUGUGUUGGACAUAAAAACAAUCAGAUAUCAAAGGAAAAUUUAUCGAUUGAAUCUGUUGAAAGAACUGGAGAAACAGAAGAUACAGAAAUGAUCGAGACAGAGCAACCAGAUAUAGAAAAUCAAACAUGUAUUCAACAUGAAUGUAUUUCAGAUGAUAGAGUAAUUUGUGCUAUAAGGACAGAAGCUGAACGUUUUAUAAUUAGGUCGUUUAAUGAUACGUGUCACAUGCUACAGUAUAACUGUGAGAAACAGGUAAACUUUAGUCUUACUGAUGAUUUUCUUUGUGCUCGAGAUAAUGACAUUACAGAAAAAGACGGAAGCGAGGAAGAUAUUUUAAGAUUUGAUGAUGUUAUAGAAGAAGUAGAAAACAAUACACAAUUGUUAGAAGAAAUUGAACAAGCAAAAGAUUUAGAAACAACAACAUUAGACAAUGAAAAACGUCAUAAGGUCGAAACAUCAGUUGAAGAAAAAGCGUUACCAAUAAAUUUGGUGGUUUCAAAGUUUAAUAUAAAUGAUAAUAUCAACCAAACGGUGGAAAAAUUCUUCGCUGCAUCUCAUACAACGGGUAUACAAUUAGAGAAAAUAGAAAACGAGGAUACACGCAGGAUGUUCGUGAAAUAUACGGGACCAAUCAACGUAUUCGCGCCGAGAACGUUCAUUCCGGCGAACCACACGCCCCUUGACAGCAUGGAUGAUGCAGAUUACCAUGAAUCUUAUCCGUUGGCCAAAUAUUGUUAUCACAAAUGUCCCAAGAAAUGUCCGGACUUUUACAGGCCCGUGUGUGGCGGUCGGAUCGAUAACAAGAAGCAAACUCCGUUCCUGUUCUACAAGAACCACUGCUACAUGGACAGGGCCAAGUGCCACAUGUUUUGGGCUGGGUACAAGGGUUUUAACCUAACAGAAAUUGAAGAAAUGGGUUUCAUUUUCUGCGGAGGGUACAAGAUAAUGAACAUGAUGUAUAUGUUUCCACUGAUCCGGAUCCUGCAGAAGAUGGGUCGGAUCAGGAAGAAGGGAAAGAUCCAUUUCGUGAUGCGCAACUUGGGCCAGUUUCCCGCACAAUUGCAAGGGAAGUAAAGCUGAGAGCAAUAAUAAAUACACACUGCACUAAGAUUUCAAAAAUAUACGGUUCAAGUCUUAACGCUUCUUUAAAGUCCUAAAAAUUCUGCAUAAGAAAAAAAAAACUAAAAUGUGAUGUUAUAGGUUGAUUCUUGCUAUAAAUUUA
Messenger RNA from Cydia pomonella (codling moth), 5410 nucleotides. RefSeq lists its product as uncharacterized. The record is from RefSeq and is a predicted model, not a curated record. NCBI's taxonomy places the organism in Eukaryota, Metazoa, Arthropoda, Insecta, Lepidoptera, Tortricidae. The transcript has 5 exons. Gene Ontology annotation, molecular function: protein binding. Bases 3658 to 5262 code for a protein of 534 amino acids.